AUGUUGACGACAACUAUGGAGGCGCAGACGAACUCGUUGAGCCAAUACAAGUUGCUCUCGACACAAAAAAUAUUUGUGCUGCAGGAUGUUUCCCGAUUGCAAAGUGGGCAAAGAUCUGUCUGGAUAGAAGGUGGUCGAGUUCUAGUCAGAUCACACAUUCUUUGCUGCGUCGUGUGCACGAGACAUAGAAGUAUUCGAGCACAGCAAUUAAUGGGACAGUUGCCAUCCGCUGGAGUAAAACCAUCUAAAGCUUUCGUAUACACUGGAAUAGACUACGCUGCGCCAGUAACACUCAAGACUUUUCAAGGUCGAGGUGCCAAAACCUCUAAAGGAUGGAUCGCAGUUUUCGUAUGUCUCGCUACGUCCGCUAUACAUAUCGAAAUUGUCACCAAUUACUCUACUACCUUUGUUGCAGCAUUUAGAAGAUUUACUAGUCGUAGAGGCGCCUGCAGUACCCUAUAUUCAGACUGUGGUACAAAUUUUGUAGGAGCAGACACCACGCUAAAGGAAGAAUUCGCAGCAGGAUCGAUACAGCUAAGAGAACUUCAGUAUUUACUCACUACAGAUGGCACAGGCUGGAAGUUCAACCCACUAAGCGCUCCCCGCUUCGGUGGCAAACGGGAAGCAGCCGUCAAGUCAAUCAAGUUCCAUCUUAUACGAACUAGUGGUGAAUAG
Messenger RNA from Microplitis demolitor, 675 nucleotides. RefSeq lists its product as uncharacterized. Lineage: Eukaryota; Metazoa; Arthropoda; Insecta; Hymenoptera; Braconidae. The record is from RefSeq and is a predicted model, not a curated record. Gene Ontology annotation, molecular function: nucleic acid binding. Bases 1 to 675 code for a protein of 224 amino acids. The transcript has 2 exons.